AUGAAGGUCAUUGCCGUCCUCAUCCUCCUCCUCUCCUGCUCCCCCACCCACAGCAGUUUCUAGCAGUUUCAGAGGAUGGUCAAACACAUCACAGGGUGGAGUGCCUUCUUCUCAUAUUACGGAUAUGGCUGCUACUGUGGGCUUGGGGGCAAAGGGAUCCCCGUGGAUGACACUGACAGCCCCUCAUCUCCCUCUUGCUACGAGAAGCUGAAGGAGUUCAGCUGCCAGCCUGUGUUGAACAGCUACGAGUUCCACAUCGUCAGUGGCACAGUGGUUUGUGGAUGCACCCUUGGUCCUGGUGCCAGCUGCCACUGCGGGCUGAAGGCCUGUGAGUGUGACAAGCAAUCCGUGCACUGCUUCAAAGAGAGCCUGCCCACCUAUGAGAAAAACUUCAAGCAGUUCUCCAGCCAGCCCAGGACAGCUGCCCCCAUCCUGCGAAAAAGCCUGGGCUAG
Nomascus leucogenys (northern white-cheeked gibbon) is the source of this 453-nucleotide messenger RNA. RefSeq names its product phospholipase A2 group IIC (gene PLA2G2C). The record is from RefSeq and is a predicted model, not a curated record. Gene Ontology annotation, molecular function: signaling receptor binding; phospholipid binding; calcium ion binding. NCBI's taxonomy places the organism in Eukaryota, Metazoa, Chordata, Mammalia, Primates, Hylobatidae. Gene Ontology annotation, biological process: positive regulation of fibroblast proliferation; lipid catabolic process; phospholipid metabolic process.